AUGCAUAUUCUGGGUGAUAAAUAUUCACUAUCUUUCAUCUUAUCUAUUUAUCUAUACAUCUUCUUAUCUAUCUAUCUAUCUCUAUUCUUAUCUAUCUAUCUAUGUUCUUAUCUAUCUAUCUAUCUCUAUUCUUAUCUAUCUAUCUAUGUUCUUAUCUAUCUAUCUAUCUCUAUUCUUAUCUAUCUCUAUUCUUAUCUAUCUAUCUCUAUUCUUAUCUAUCUCUAUUCUUAUCUAUCUAUCUCUAUUCUUAUCUAUCUAUCUAUGUUCUUAUCUAUCUAUCUAUCUCUAUUCUUAUCUAUCUAUGUUCUUAUCUAUCUAUCUAUCUCUAUUCUUAUCUAUGUUCUUAUCUAUCUAUAUCUCUAUUCUUAUCUAUCUAUGUUCUUAUCUAUCUAUCUAUCUCUAUUCUUAUCUAUCUAUGUUCUUAUCUAUCUAUCUAUCUAUCUCUAUUCUUAUCUAUCUAUCUAUCUCUAUUCUUAUCUAUCUAUCUAUCUAUCUCUAUUCUUAUCUAUCUAUCUAUCUAUCUCUAUUCUUAUCUAUCUAUCUCUAUUCUUAUCUAUCUAUCUAUCUAUCUCUAUUCUUAUCUAUCUAUCUAUGUUCUUAUUUAUCUGUCUUUCUCCAGGGUACAAUGGAUAA
Messenger RNA from Acanthosepion pharaonis, 633 nucleotides. The record is from the annotation of a GenBank genome assembly. Lineage: Eukaryota; Metazoa; Mollusca; Cephalopoda; Sepiida; Sepiidae.